This is a messenger RNA of Belonocnema kinseyi, 3875 nucleotides long. RefSeq lists its product as uncharacterized. The transcript has 21 exons. The coding region runs from base 360 to 3860 and encodes 1166 amino acids. The record is from RefSeq and is a predicted model, not a curated record. NCBI's taxonomy places the organism in Eukaryota, Metazoa, Arthropoda, Insecta, Hymenoptera, Cynipidae.
AAAUUCGAACAUUCGACUCAAUUCGACUACAUUCGAGCAAUAUUUCGCUUGUGUGUUCACUUGUGUUUCGCAAUCCGCAGUUGUAACAUUGCAGUUACAAAUUACAUAGUGUCUUGUGAUUUGUGAUACCGGCUUUUUAAUACUUCCCACUUUAGUUAAUAAUAACUCUAACCUGUGAUAUUAUUUUCCGCAUUUGAAGAAAUCAGUUCUGCUAAAAAUAUCGAAUAGUGAUAGAAAGAUUUACGUUGCAAAAUUGCUAAGUUCUCUUCAUUUCCUCUAUGCACAACGAAUAAUAACGAAGACGAUCAUCCAGUGGAGAAGAUCAUCAUCGUCCCCACCGUACACGAAGUGAAAAAGAAAUGGACAAGCGAAGAGAAGCUUGGUUAAUACAACAAGAAAGGGAAAGAGAGCAUGAAGUGCGUAAACAAAAAAUGAUUUUGGAUUAUGAAUUAAAAAGAGCAGCAAUUCUGGGUUCUAAGGGUAGUUCAGAAAAAUUAUCGAAUCAAAAUCACAAGGAAAGCAGAAGCAAAUCUCGAGGUUUUGAAAGUUUGAACUGCAACCGGCCAAGGCGUGUUUCGAAACCUUCAGUUAUGUCGCGGAAGUUCGAAUCAGCUGGCGGAAAUACGUCGUUAUUUGCAGGUCCCGAAGAACUAAAAUUUAAUACAACAGAACUUCGCAGCAUAAAAGUGGAUAUACAUCGCAAUAUUCCUGGAGAAAUGGCUACAUAUUGCGAAAUUCAACGUGGAAUUGUUAAUCUUGAAGAAGUUAAAUUAAAAAGACGAGAGGAUGAAGGUGCAAAGCCGUUAUUUGAUCGAGAGGAGUUAAAAUUACGUGAAAGAACUACCAAUAACGAAGUGGAGGAGCGGCGCACGGUUAAAACAAUAGAUUCUGAAAGUUUAGGAAAAACGAACCAUUCAUUGAGAAAACUCUCUAGGUCUGUAAGUUCUUUGAGAAGGCAUGGACAAAGUACUUCAAAGGAUUCAAGUGGUGCUUCCAGGCAUGAAGCGCCUGUCCACGGGGUAGAAAAUAAUCAUCACAGGAACUGGUCAAAUGAAAGAGGUCGAAGUAGAGGACACGGGAGAAGGAACAGAUCCAAUGAUCCCAUAACACGCAGUUCAUUGCAUCUUUCAGAUACUAAGAAUUCAUCGGAAAGUAAAUCAUCUCGAGACAGGUCUUACUAUGCAGAAAGGAAACGUAGCCCGCAACAAAAUCGUUCACCUCAGUCAGAUAGAGAUGAUGAAGAACGUUAUCGAGAAUCUCAAGGAAGAUCAAGAGAAAACCGCAAAAGAGAAAGAUCUGUUGAAAGUCGUGGAAAAGAUAGGUCUAGAGAUGGAAGGAUGCCAACUCUACCACAUUACGUAGAGCAAGUCCCUGUUCCUGUUUAUUACGGUGUAAGACAUGCUAGUAUUAUUCCUUUAAAUGUGGAAGAAAUGGUUUCAAUGUCUGGAAACACGCGGGAAUUUGAUCUUUUUAUGAAGGAUCAGAUCAGGAAGUUUGGCAACAAGGGCUCUGUAGAUUCAACACCUGAUGUAUCGCACGUAGACCAACUGACCUUCGUAAUUAGAUAUGUCACUGACGAUGGUACUUUGGUAGAAUGUUUUUUGUUAUUCGUUAAGAAUUCCAGGUAUAAGAGGUAUGAAUUGGCAGAUGCAGUGGUUUCUACUUUGGAGGCUUUCGGCCUGAAAGUUAUUGACUGCAGUGGUCAAUCUUACGAUAACGCCACCAAUUGUUCAAGCAUGUACAAGGGUUUACAAACGCGAAAUCGCGAAAUCAAUGGUUUAGCUAUUUAUGCUCCAUGUGGUACUUACGCUUUGAAUUCGAGAUUUUUCAUGUCUCUGCGUAAUUUGUAUUCGAAAAUGCAAGUGUUAAAUUGUGCAGCUUUCCAUGCAGCUGAUGAUGUAAUAGCUAUGGAGUGCAACUUCAGUAGGAUUUCUACUUUUCCGUUUGAAAACUUCCUGGGAAAACUAACAAGUCUCAUCCGAACUCCAAAUCGUCCUCUUUCUCAAAUUUGUCGCAGAGUACAUGAGUUGAGUCUGACAGAUCCUCCAAAGCCAAAACUACCGCAUAAAAUUACGGUACUUACACUCGGAAUUAAUUCGAUAGUUUUUAACGAAAACCACUUCAAAUAUCCGCUACUCAAUUGUAUGAAUAAGUUUUCCAUUGAACUAGAAGAAAGAUGUGCAAAAUAUCAAGUUAUUUACGAAAACUUUGCCAUUAUCACUCAAUUUGAUAAGCUGGAAUCAAGUGAAUUUCGUGCAAAAUCAAAAUUACUCAGAGAAAUCUAUCACUCGGACAUUGAAUCUUCCUUGGACGAUGAUCAGUGCUACUUUGACAGACCACUACGCGAGCACCAAACUCCAAAAGAGUUAGCAGCAGACAGCGAUAUAGGAACGAAAUCAGUAUCCAGAAUCAUGAACGAAAUAGCCGUACUUCCAAUAAAAGAUACGGUUUUGAACUUCCGUCUACCUGGACUUUCCGGUACUUUCCGGUAUUUUCCGGUACAAACUGGAGAUGCAAGAAGCCGUUACGGAAGUCACAAACAAGAAGAAGCACCUCAGCUCCAGUUUAAAAUGUUCCGAAGCUGCUUAAGUUCCACUAAUAAUUAUAAAGAAAGCAAACAAUCAUCAUCCAGUAAAGAUCAUCAUCGUCGCAAUAGUACACGAAGCAAAGAAGAAAUAAGCAGAAGAAGAGAGGAGUGGUUAAUACUUCAAGAAAGGAAAAGAGAGCAUGAAAGACGAAAACAAAAAAUGAUUUUGGAGUAUGAAUUAAAAAGAGCAGCAAUGUUGGGUUCCAAGGAAGACUCAGGAAGAUCAUCGCAUCGAAGUCGAAGAGAGAGAAAAAGCAAAUCUCCGGAUCAUAGAAGUAGAGAUCAUAAAGGACAGAGUCGUCGCCAACCGUUUAUUUCGCAGAAGUUUCAAUCGAACGAUGGAGAUACUCAUUUACUUAAGGGUCCAAGAACAAUUAAAUUUGACUUAACGGAACUUCGUCGUAUAAGAGUAGACAUCCAUAGAAAUAUUCCUGGAAUACGUGCUACGAAUUGUGAACUUCAACGUGAUAUUGUUAAUCCUGAAGAGAUCAAACUGAAGAGACGAGCGGAUGAAGGCGUAAAGUUGAUAUUUGAUCGAGAAGAAUUGAAGCACCUAAAAAAUGUAACGUCCAUAGGAGAAGUAGAAGACCAUCAAACUGUAAGAACAGAUAGCGAAAGAUCAGGGGAAAAGAUUCAUUCAUCAAGGAGGUGUUCCAGAUCUCUGAGUCCGCCAAGAAUUCGUAAUAAUAGUGCGCAAAAAGUUUUGUUUUCUCACCGUUACAGAAAAAGAAAUCGUAGUACAGAUCCUGAAAAAAGAUUUAGAUCAAAUAAACCUGGCGAAGAUAAUUCAUUGUAUCGCUCAGACCGGAAAAAUAAUUCGUUAAAACGUAGAUUUUCUCGUGAACGAUCUUACUCUAUUGAACGAAGACGAUAUCCUCCUGCCCAAUAUCGAUCAUCCCGCUCGACCUGGGAUAAAAAAUACUGUCGAGGAAAAUCCAAAGAUCGACGUGAGAGACAAAGAUCUUCCCGAAACCGUGAGAGAGAAAAAUCUAAAGAUAUGAUGAUGCCUUCCUUAUCACAUUAUAUAGCACAAGUCCCUGUUCCUGUGUAUUAUGGAAAUUUUCCUCCAAGACCAGUGAUAAGCGGGCUGAUGAUGUCAAUUAGAGGACCUUGGCCGCAACACCUCAGAUUCCCAGUGAGACCAAGGGCACCUUUUUCUCCACAAUUUAUACAUCCAGAUUUUUAUCAGCCUGGAUUUCCUUACCCAGCCAUUCAGGAACUGCGCGGGGCCGCGGGGUCUGCGGUUGUCACUCAGGCGAGCAGUCAACCGUAAACAAACAUAAGCGGA